AUGUUUGAGCUGAAGAAGAGGAGAAGUCUGCCCCUGACCUGCUCCAAAGACGCGGAGGAGUUCAGAAGAGUGGCGGUGCGACGCAAGCUGAAGGCACACACAGACUGUGAUCUGCGCUUCUCCUACAGCUGCAAAGAUCCCUUUAAGUUCUGUGGAGCAUCACAGUCUAGCCUGGAGCCUGAGGAAGGGCAGGAUCGGAGCCCUGCCAAAAGAUCCCUUCACAAACCACAAGUCCCGCCCAAACCCCUUCACCUCCAGACUCCCGAAAGGUCUGAACUACAAAACCGGCCCAAAGACAAGAGUCCAAACUGCUUCAUCCACCCAUCCCUGAACCUCUACUUACCCUCUCCGGUGAAACCCAUCUGUAAAAAUGCAUCACCACCACACUCUGGUGCGGCCAGAACGUCACAGACUACAUAUUGUGCACCUAGUCCUACCAUGGCAUCACAGUCCUCUGCCGAUGUCGGCGCUCCAAACAGUAGCCCCAGAAGGGAAAGAAAGUGCAGUCCAAAGAGAAGUCCAGUCUCCAGUCUGAUGCGGACCCCCAGUCCAGUUUUUGGGAAGAUGUGGACCUACACUCCCUCCAGAAUCUCUAAACCUCUGCUGGGAAUAAACAGACUUUUUGAUGGAGAAGUUAGGAGCAGUCCAAAGUCUCUGAGCGUGCCGGACCUCAUUUCUUACCUGGAGGAAAGCAGUAUAUACCUGGAAAAAGACCGUUCUCCACUACAGCCUCUGGAGACCAACAAUAUUUCCGGUUCAGACAUUAUCAAUAAAACCAACAAUUUCCAAAGCGAUUCCAUAGUCAAAGUAAAUAAGCAGACAGUUGUGAAAGAAAACGACAACGUUGAAGAGUCUAAAAGGUCCGUCGGAAUUUCACCAAAGUUCUAUUGCAAAUGGUCGGAAGAUGUAAUUACUGAGGUUGAACACAAGGAGGAGCCAAAGGUGAAGGAGAGCGUGACAGAAGCCAACGAUCCUGAACAGAAACUUGGUCAAAUAGCAAACGAGUUCCUGCAAACGGAGCGUGCGUAUGUGGAACGACUGCAUCUGUUGGACCAGGUGUUUUGUUCACGUCUGACAGAAGAAGCUAACCAAGGCUCGUUUCCCCCUGAAGUCGUCAAAAACAUCUUCUCCAACAUCUCCUCCAUCUUCUCCUUCCACAGUCAGUUUCUGCUCCCCGACCUCGAGAAGUGCCUCAGCAACAAAGAUGAUUGUCCCGGUCUGGGAAGUGUCCUGCUGCAGCAUGCGCCUUUCAUGAGGAUGUACGCAGACUAUGUUAGAAACUUCGGCCAGUCCUUGGAGCUGGUCCGGACCUGGACUGAGCGAUCUGCUGCCUUCAGGAGUGUGAUUCAGGAGUUACAGAGUCUGCAGGAGUGUGGUAGCCUGACCCUGCAGCACCACAUGUUGGAGCCGGUGCAACGACUUCCUCGAUAUGAACUUCUCCUCACAGAUUAUCUGAAGAAACUCCCAGAGGAUCACCCAGAUUAUCAGCCUGCUCAGAAAUCAUUGGAGACUAUUUCCAUGGCAACCCUUCACUCAAACAGCGCCAUUGAAAAAGCUGAGGCUCUGAGGAAGCUGCUGGAGGUCUAUGAGAUGGUGGGAGAGGAGGAGGUGGUCAACCCCACAAAUGAGUUCCUGAAGGAGGGGCGACUGGUCAAGCUCGCUGCCCGCAACACGGCUGCGAUGGAGAGACGGCUCUUUUUGUUCAACAACUUCCUGCUGUGCUGCUCGCCCAAGUUCAGUCUGGUGGGGCAGAAGUAUGCGGUGCGCUGCAGGAUCGGCGUGGACGGCAUGAACGUGCAGCCCACGGUAAACGAAGGUCAUCCGUUCACCUUCCAAGUCUCUGGGAAGGAGAAGACGGUGGAGCUGCAAGCCAGUUCUGCCGAAGAACGUGAUGAAUGGAUAAAGGUGAUUCAAGAGGCCAUUGGUGUUUUCCACAAGAAAAAUGAAAGCUUCAAAACAGCUGCCCGCGAGUCUGUUCUAGUGGAGCCUAUGAAGGAACUCGGCCGGCGCGCUCCCAAGUGGAUUCGAGACAACGAGGUCACUCUGUGUAUGAAAUGUAACGAGGCCUUCAACCCGCUCACGAGGAGGAGGCACCACUGCAGAGCCUGUGGAAAUGUCGUGUGUUGGAAAUGUUCCGACAAUAAAAUCGCUCUGGAGUACGACAGCAACAAGCUCAAUAAAGUGUGCAAGUCCUGCUUCUUCAUCCUGACGGCUCAGCGACAAAGAUCAGACUCAGACAUUCACAUAUGGCCCAGUUUAAUGAGUGGAUUCUUAAAUUAUGGAGACAACCCACAAACGAAGCAGCUAACUUGGACUGUCCUGUCCAAAAAGGAUCCAUUGGUCCUGUACCUGUAUGCGUCCCCACAGGACACAAAACCACAGUCCACUAUCCCCCUGCCCGGCUACACGGUGGAUACAGGUCCACAGGACUUUCAAGGUCAAGUUUGUUUCUCUUUAAGACAAUCUAAAAUCUCGCACACUUUCUUCUGUGACCACACGGAGCUCCGAGACCGCUGGAUGACCGCACUUAAGGCGGCAACUGCCCCCUCCUCUGACCCCGGUAACGACGCCAGCUCCUCCAGCAGUGAAGACUAUGUUAUUAUUGACGACACACAAUAA
Molecule: messenger RNA, 2619 nt
Organism: Knipowitschia caucasica
Lineage: Eukaryota; Metazoa; Chordata; Actinopteri; Gobiiformes; Gobiidae
Source: the annotation of a GenBank genome assembly